This is a messenger RNA of Alternaria rosae, 8024 nucleotides long. RefSeq lists its product as uncharacterized. Lineage: Eukaryota; Fungi; Ascomycota; Dothideomycetes; Pleosporales; Pleosporaceae. Bases 100 to 7935 code for a protein of 2611 amino acids. The transcript has a single exon. The record is from RefSeq and is a predicted model, not a curated record.
AAGAGACUCAUCUCAUUUGCGCCCGACCCAUUGCCAGCACUACUUUGUAAUAACAACGCAUCCGCGCCCCCGCGAUCCUGACUGCAGUCCUCCACCAUCAUGUGGAGCAGAUUGACUGGUAGCUCUGCUGCCUCCAACAGCAACAAGGACGAGGAAAGUCGCCGCCGCCGUACUAGCGACUCAACGCGUUCCAAGCGCGACCCAGACGCCCGCUCCAUCGUGUCAUCGUCGACGACGCGCAAGCCAUCGACAUCCAAACGUGACUCUGCGCCUUCCGCGUCCUCGAUUGCCUCCUUCACGACUGCCUUCGACGAGAUGCCGCGCCCACGGGCCACAACAAACAACACCAGCGAUCCCUACGACGACGACAACAAGCGUCGCGACGAUCGCCGCAGCAGCUAUGCCGAGUCGUCCAGCUCGACACUGCGCGACGACAAGGACCGCAAGACGGGCAAGGCCAAGGACAAGAAGCUCGAGAAGCGCCGCUCGACGCGCUCAGUGCGGUCCGGCAGCUUGUCGCAAACUGGCGCCGGCUACAGGGGCGAGAUUGUUGACAGUCCCAAGUCGGUCCAGCGCAGCUUCAGCGGCCAGAUUGGCAGCGACGGCUUCUCUCAGUUCCCAGGACAGGCAGGAGCGCCCAUGAUGUCGGGCGCUCUGCCAGUAGGAAGCCACCCACCACACCCCGACGACAUGGACAGUCACGUGCAGAGCCAGUUCCCCGGCCAGGACCCUCUGCAAUACACCUCGAGCGCGCUGCCUGGCGGCCAUCCGUUUGGAGCGGCUGCCGACUUCUACAACGACCAUGGCCAGUCUGUGCACCAGCAGCCUGGCGUGAGGCCCCAGCCGCCCUCUGUCAUCAUAGGACAGGAUACCCCCCAUCUCAUGUCUGCCUCCGCGCAGCCCAAUCCCGUUGCCGACACCGGAUCGGGCGCCGCUGCAGACUUCUACGGGCCCAGCACGAAUGCCUCUUCGUCCAAACCCCCACGACCAUCGAGCUCGUCCAUGCCCGGUGCCUUCAUCGACGACGCCCCGACGCCUCAGAAGCCACCGCGGCCCGCAUCUUCAUCGAGACCCAACAAGUCCAGCACCUUUGGCCCAGCUGCUACUGCGGCCGGCGGAGCUGCCCUUGGAUAUGCCAUGGGCCACAGCUCCUCUAAUCACGAACACUCUACGAGCUACAGCUCAUCGAAUGUUCGUCCUUCUACAUCAUACUCUUCUUAUACUAAUAAUACCCCCCCGGCUGCUCCGGCUUCCACGUACAACAUGUACGGCCCGGGAUCUAAUGCUUCUAAUACCGCUGCCAACGACGGCAGCUACCUCCCACCCUAUGCUGCAGCCGCCACCUACGGCGUGGAAGGCGCGCCUCCACCAAAGCCACCUCGGCCUGCCAAGCCAGAGAAGCACUCGUCUGGCAGCAUUGCUGGACUGUACGCUGCCGGUGCCGCGGGACUGGCCGCUUAUGGCUUACACCAACACAAUUCACAUUCACACACCCACUCCAACACCCACACCCACUCGCAUAGCACCUCACACCAUCAUUCCUCGACGCACGGUCCCAACGGACAUCAUCACAAUGGCCUCACACCCAGUCCAUACAUCUCAGGUGGCAUGGCUCACCAGCAUCAGCACACUGGGCCUGUUUCCAAGUUUGUCGACUGGUGGAAAGACUACGAAGAUGUGCAGAAGAUGGAAGAGUACACCGAGUACAUCGGAGUUUGCAAGGGUUGCUUUGACCCUCGCUCUUCCGUUCUGGACGCUCCACGGAAGCACCACUACUACAAACGGCGUUCCAAUGAGUUUAUGCGACCCACUGGUGGCAUUGAGAAGCAAUCUCGAUACUCGCUCAAGGAGAAGAAGUCGUGGGGCUCAAUCUCUUCAGGCGAGGAGCGUCGCAAGAACAAGAGCAGUGCCGCAGGCUGGGUAGCUGCAGGCCUGGGCGGCAUUGGCUUGGCCAAGGCUGGAAAGGCUGUCUUCAGCGCGGGCCGCGACGACUUUGACGACACAUACAGCAUCAAGUCCGGUCGGUCAAGGGUUUCACGACACAGCCGUAGCAGAUCAGGGGAUCGCAAGAGUUAUAGCUAUGGUAGCUCUGGCAUCCGCCACCGAAGCAAUUCUGCCGACCGCAUCUCCGUCAUGUCAGUAGGCGUUACGAACGACAAAAAGGACCGUAAGGAUCACAAGGUUGUUCGCCGUCAGUCUCGAUCACGCCGUUCCCGAUCAAGCUCAACCUCAAGUUCCAACUCCGGACGUGGCAAGACGGGUCUGAUCGGUACUGCCAUUGGUGCAGGUCUUGCAGGCGUCGCCCUUGGAGCGGCCACAAAGAAGAAGCAACACAGCCGAUCCAGGUCGCCGAAGAGGGUUCAGGUGGUUCAUCACCGGAGAGACAGCAGUGACGAUGAGCGUCGUAGGAGGAGAUCCCAUCAACUCCGACACAAGGCAUCUCGAAGCUCAACAUCCGGAGCUUCUGUCAUCGAGAUUGGCCAGACUCACGAGCCCCAGGGUGGCUUCCUUGGAGGCUUCUUCUCUGCACCUCCGCCAAAGGAGAAGCGAGUGAAGACAACCAAUAGUCUGAAGAAGAAGAAGAAGGGCUUCUUCAGCUUCAGCAACGCUUCAACGUCUUCAUCCGACUCCGAGAUGGCAUUCGGCACCGGCUACGUAAGGAGGACGCGCAGACGAUCAUCGCCGAAGAGACGAAACUCCGAUGAGCGAUUGAAAGCCUCGCUGAUUGGUCUCGGCGCUACGGCUGCUGCUAUCACAGCCGCGAAAGCCGGCAAAGGCAAACGCCACAACGAGGUUGUCGCGGUCAAGGAGAACCGUCUCGGUCGCAAGGCCAGUCAAACGUCACGACCCGGCUCGCGUUAUGGAGACGACGAGUGGGAGGACUUGCCGGACGAUGGUACCUCCGACUCAUCGAGCGAUGGGGGUCUCGUAUACGGUGAUUACUCCCUGAAGAAAACCAAGAGCAACGAGUCAGUCGGAUCCAACCACUCAGGUACGAACAAAUGGGGCUGGCGAUGGGGCUUUGGCAAAAAGAGAAGGUCUUCGAACAAUCUCUAUGACAACAUCGCCAGUACGUCGCUCCUUGGGCCUGCCGCAGCGGGCGCUGCAGGUGCCUUGACUGGCGCAGCUGUUGGAGCUGCCCACGGACACCACGACAGCGAGUCUAGCAGCGCCCAAACAUUGCAGUCGGUCUAUCCCGUUGCACCCCAUGACCCCAAUGCGUCGUUCGAUGCACGCCGUACAAGCUCCAUCGUCACCAACCAGCCUAUUGUCACCUCAGGACCUGGUCCCAUCCCUAUUCAACACCCUCAGCCAGUGCAACAAGUCCCCGGCGCCAUCUACUCAACACAAGCACCAUCACAAUCUGGGUACACCACCUCAGCAGGUCCUUCAGACUUCCCACCAGCACCUUACCCACCUCCGUACCCCACCCAGUCUCAAGUUCAGAACAUUAUCAUUCAAAGUCCUCAGCAUCCUGCAUUCCGUCGGGCAAACUCUUCUCCCAUCCAAAGCUCGUCAUGGAAGCGAGACGCGUCUAUUGCUGGACUUGCAGCGACUGCCGGAUUUGCAGCAGUUUCUGCGCUGAAACACCCCGACCGCCCUCCAAGCCGACCGCCGUCCGCAUCUAGCAAUGUUCGCUUUAAUCUGACACAAGAGCAGGCAGAGAAGGACCUCCGUGAGCGACGUAAGGAGCAGGAGCGACUAGACGAGGAGGCCGAGCGUCGCCGGGAACAACAGAGACGCGACGAUGAGGCCCGUCGGGAAGAGGAAGACCGAGUACGUCGAGAGCAGCUACGACAAGAGGAAGAGGCCCGACGAGCGGCACUUGUGCUCCGUGAGGAAGAGGAUCGCCUGCGCAGAGAACGGCAGCUACAAGAGGAUGAGGCUCGACGGAUUGAAGAAGACCGUCGGCAGACAUUGCUCCGUUUAGAGGAAACGACACGCCAAGAAGAAGCGCGACGCCGAGACGAAGACGAGCGACGUCGCCUGGAGCUGCAACGGCAGCAGGAGGAGGCUCGCAAGUUCAUGGACAUCGAACGCUUGGCGAGGCUCGAGAACGAACGCCGUCGCGAACAACAAGAGGUUCAGGCACGCCUCGCUCGAGAAGCCGAAGAUCGGGAGCGUCAUCAACGAAUGUCUCAAAUGGAGCACCAGCGUCAGCUUGCCAUUGAGGCCGCGGAGGCAGAGCGGAAACGGAGAGAGCGACGUGAAUCUCAACAACAAGAAGCUGAGCGUCUCGAUGCCGCGAGACGCGAAGCUGAGAUUCAAGAGGACAUGGAGCGCCGACGCAGGGAACGCGAAGCUCAGGACUACACCGACCGAUACGAGAACGACCGAGCUCGGAAACUUGAACAGCAGCCAACAGGAGAUUCAAUGGCUUCGACUGCCACUGUUGUACAACGCAAGGAGCAGGAGCUGCAAGACCGCGAACGGGAGGCUUUCAAGUCUGACAAGAAGUCUUCCGUUGCUGGCGCUGUAGCUGCUGGUGCUGCUGCAGCAAUCGCAACUGCCGCGAUCAAGGACUACAAGGACAACAAGGACAAGGAGAAGGAGAGGGAGCGCGAGAAGAAGCGCGACAGCAAGUCAUCUUCUUCAACGAAGAGCAGCAAAAGCGAAUCCUCCUCCUGGAAGCGCAGCAAGAAUGAGUCAUCUUCGUCGAAGAGCAGCAAGAGUGAAUCUUCAUCCUCGAAGAGUAGCAAGAAGCGGGAGCCAACCAGCGUCAAGACUAUCGAGCCCAGCAAAGUCAAGCAGGACAUUUUUGACGAAGACAUCUUCAAUCCCGAUAUGUUCAAGCAGAAGGACAAUUCAAGGCAAGAAGCUCGCGAAGUCCUACAAGAUUGGGAACAGAGGUACUAUGCUAAGCCAGUAUCUCAAGCUGAAUUCUUCGCACCGGAAGAGCUCUUGGCCAACGACAACCUGCCCAAGGUCCGCCCAGUAGACCCGAACGAGGGUGCUCCAGACCUCCCCGUCUACCAAUCUUGGGAAGACUAUCCUGUCAGCCAACCCAAGGUCCCUCCUUAUCCUCCAUCGUACGCAUUCACCGCCACCAGAAAUGGCCGAUCUUCUCAACCACAACCGCCACCGCCAGUCCCAUCGUUGAACCUCAUCUUGCCUACUCCUCCCGGUAGUCGCACGCCUUCCGUGCGCAGUGCAUCUGCCCCUCCGUCGCCAGCAAUGGAGCCCAUCAGAGAGGUUAGAGAGACAAGACGCGAGCCAAGAGAUGACGAAUCGAACCGAGCAAGGUCUAGGGUAAGCUGGGGCGAGAACCAGUUCCACCACUUUGACGUCCCUACGCCGGAAUCCUACCGGGAGCAAUUCGUCUCAGAUGGCGAUCUCAAGUCGCGUGAAGCCACGGUCGAGCGCGAGUCGCCCAAGCCCGAACAGACAACUUCCACAUACACACCCUACCGCCCCGAGAUGUCCAGAGUCCUUGAGAGCAAGGAUACUGCACCAAGCACACAGUACAUUCGGGAGGAGAAGGACUCUAGCUGGGACAGUGUCGUAGAUGCUGCUUCUAAGAAGAGCAACAAGAAGGAGAAGAAGUCUGCUGCUGCAGCAGCAGCAGCAGCACUGACAACCGCAGCGAUUCUUUCCCGAGAUCAGCGAGAUCAAGAGGACGAGCGUAGCUUCAGACGCGACAAUCCGACUGCAUCUGCCCUGAGCAACCCGACUGCGUCCAAUCUCAGCAGUGCGACUUCGUAUGAUUUCAGCGAUCCAACUGCGUCUACCGUGAGCACUGCCGUCAGCAAUGCAACUGCAGCUGGGUUCAGCAAUCCGACUGCGUCUUCCCUGAGCAACCCGUUUUCCGAUGGAAACAGGGCCCCAUCAACUAUCGCUCCAUCGAUUAUCUCAGCUGCCCCAUCUUCCACAGUCACUCCUUCCAUCAUCUCAGCUGUGCCAUCUACGAGCAGCGUUCAGACGGCAUACUGGCAGCCUGAGCCAGAGCGAGACGCGUGGAGGGCGCCCCAACAGACUACAGUGGGACCCGGCUUUGUUGAAGGCGAGAUUCCCACACCGCCAGUGUCGAUGCACAUGCCCGGCGGCUGGGACGACAUACCUGACCCUGAGGUGCUUGCAGAGCAGCCUCCAGUAUCGUCCUCGAAGAAGGACACAAAGGGUAAGAACAAGGCUAAUGAUACUGACGAAGUUGUAGCUAUGCAGAAUGUUUCUCGACGUGGAGAACCAACACCGACAGUGAAAGAGAGGGAAGCCGAGCCAGAGGCCAAGCUCAGCAAGAAGGAAAAGAAGGACAAGAAGAAGAAGUCCAAGUCAUCCAAGCGAGCCAGUGUGGACACUUGGGAGAUGAGUGAUCCCAGUCCGCCGUCCAGCCCGAUCAUCGACCGCGAUCCUAGGGACAUUGAGCCCUCCCGAGAUCCCAGGGAUAUUGAGCCCUCUCGAUCUGCCGAAAACUCACGUUUCGCCGACUCUUCUCGCUCAACUGAGCCAUCUCCAUCCGUUGAACCACCACGUCUAGGAGAAGCAUUCCAAGAGUCCACCAGUCCUCCGAAGAAACCCGCGCGACAAGGUGAGAGCAGCGGCAGUAAAGCCUCCACCGCUGCCAUGGCCGGUGGUUUCGCUGCUCUGAUGGGCAUGACCAUGAACCAGGAUCAAAACAGGAUGGCUUCGGAUGCCGAGCGUGCCAGGAAGGAUCUUGAGUCCACAGAGAAGCACCAUUCACGCGACUCUCCUGUAUCUCCACCGAAUGGCGCACGUGCACUCGAACGUCAUGAGAAGAAUGUGACAAUCCCAAGCUACGCAUUCGAGGGCGUUGACGAGCUGGCCGAUAAGACACCCAGGCCGAAAGUCCAGAAAAGACACAGCAGUGGCAAAUGGUCACCUAGCAUCAGUUCUCCUCUCAGGACCGAGACGACGUAUGACGACUAUAUAAACGCCCGCACUAUUUCCGAUCCCUCCAGAUACCAAACGAUGGUCGAGGCCCCAAAGGUUCCCACCGCGGCGCCGUUCACAGCGGCACCUGAUCCCGUCACUGCUCGUAACGUAACUGACUCUGGUUAUUAUGCUCCCGACGAUGUGCCGAGCAGGGCGGGUAACGAAAAAGAAUCGAAUGGAUUCUAUCCUGCAGACUUCAACGAGGAGGCGAAGGACAGGCACUCACGGCACGAUCGUGACCAGGAUGUCGAUGACAGAUACGAUGAUGACUUCGACGACAGACCACGCAGGUACGAUGAUGACGAUGUGGGCUCAAUCGCUUCUCUGAGCUACAAGUACGACGACCCCGACCGCGAGGAGAGACGCCGUAGACGUCGCGAAGCCAGGUCAGAGACACGUGAGAAGAGCCAUGACCGCGGUUACGAUCUUGAAGAGGGUGGUGAACGGAGGCGAAGACAUCGCCGCCACGAGGCUGAUGAGGGCGCUGACGACUGGGACACGAAAUCCGCCAUCUCCGAGACUGGCGAGCGACGACGCAAGCACAGGAGAAGGGAUGGGGACAGAGACGCAUCACCCGAGACUAAGACUAGAUCACGCUCGUCAGCAGCUUCCGAACUCGGCGACUACGAUGAUGAUCGCAAGUCCUCCCGGAGACGAUCCAAACGAGACGAUGACAUGGUUUCAGUCGUGUCCUCUAUCCCGGAUUUAGACGAGGAUCGCAGCUCGAAGAGAGAGAAGGAGAAACGCCCAAGUGGCUUCCUGGGCCUUUUCAGCAGCAAGUCGAGGGAGAACUUGAAUGAAGCUUCAAGCAAGUCCUCAAAAUCUAGAGACGACGACGAUGAAGAACGCAAACAUCGUAGACGGAAGCAUCGGUCGGAUCGCGGUUCUACCUACGGCGGCUCAGACGAUGACGACAUGCGCUCCACGAUCUCGACCAGUAGUCGACGCGAAAAGAGGAGCAGCCGCAGUCGUAGCGAGAGAGGGGAUGGAGACAGGACGGAUGCUUAUGAUGACAAGGUACAUCGCUCUUCUCAUGUGCGAUAGCACCGUUGUUCGCAAUGUAUUUAGAAUGAAUGUUGAUGUCGUGUUUAUAGGAUCUCUUACAACCUCGAACCCCGCCCUCGCAUGCCGAU